GAUCCGGACUGACCGAGGUCUCCCAGUCAGGAAGUCCAGGAUCCAGUUGCAGAGGGAGGUGUUUAGUCCCAGCAGCUCAGCUUCCCAAUCAGGUGCUGAGGGAUGAUUGUAUUUAAUGAUGAACUAAAGUCUAUAAACAACAUUCGUGGGCAUCUGCGUACUUUAUUCUUCUGAGAGGCUCAGGACAGUUUGGCCCUUGCUGUUUUUUAGGCCAUCUUGUCCCCUGCUCUGAGGUUGGAGUCUCUAGACUUUAGCAGCACACACACCCUCGCAGUCAUCCAUGACUUGCCGAUGUAACUGGACACUGAUGAUUUUUACCAUUGAGUGAAAUCUCUGCCGAUAAUAAACUUCACUUUAACAGUCAGGUUUGUUCAGAGCCAAACACAGACACCCGCCUUCCCACUUGCUGCGCUUCUGCUACCACAAGCACCACUUUAGGUGAAGCUGAAGCUGAAGUCUGGUCUUCGCAGUAAGCCGAGGUCACGAAGCUUCUCCAGAACAUCAUCGUGCAUGUUGGUUGUUGCUUCAUUACUGUACUGAAAUAAGGUCUGGAGGUCAUAUACAUGAACACCGCUGUAUCUGGUGUCCGUGGAAAGUCGGGCUAAGAACACGAAUAGCAUUUUGGAUCCAGAGUGGCCACUGUGUGCUACUGCCGUGCCGCCAUCUUGGAUCACACUUGGAUCACACCGGUAACACUAUGUGUCAUUGAUGGAGAGGAUCCGUUUGCCAGUGUUGCGUCAUGUGGCGAUUUGUGGUGGCACACAUGGAAACGAGAUGACGGGGAUUCACCUGGUGCAGGAGUUGGAGAGACAGCAGAAAGAGAAAGGUGAUGCCCCCUGGCCUGUCUCUGUCACCUUGGUAUUGUCCAACCCACGAGCUGUGAAGGAGUGUAAGAGAUACAUCGACAUGGACCUUAACCGCUGCUUUACCAGUGCUACCCUCAGCUCUCCCAUCACUGAUGAUACUCCGUAUGAGAUACAGAGAGCUCAGGAGUUAAACUCUCUGUUGGGCCCCAAAGGUUCAGAAGGUGCUGUAGAACUGAUCUGUGACCUCCAUAACACCACGGCUAACAUGGGCCUCACCAUCAUCUCCUACUCGCAUAACAACUGGAUCUGCCUUCAUAUCUUUAAACACCUGCAGGAAAAAAUCACCAAUGUGCCUGUGAAGUUGGUCUUACUUAAUCUUCCACUUUCUGCAGCAUAUUCCCUCGAGUCUGUCUCCAAGUACGGCUGCUCUUUAGAAGUCGGGCCGCAGCCACAUGGCAUUGUCAGAGCAGACAUCUUCAACGUCAUGAAACAGGGUGUGGACGCCAUCCUGGACUGGACUGAAACCUUUAACUCAGGGAAAUUAAUUGAAGGAGGAGAGAUAGAGGCCUACAUCAUUCAAAAGAGUAUGGAUUACCCCAGAGACCCAAAGACUGGAAAACCGUCAGCUGCCAUUCAUCCACAGCUACAGGAUCAGGACUUCUGCCUGCUCCAGCACGGGGAUCCUGUGUUCCUGACGUUCUCUGGAGAGACGCUGAGCUACGAAGAAGAAGAACCUCUUCAUCCUCUGUUCAUUAAUGAGGCCGCUUACUACGAGAAGGGAAUCGCCUUCCAUCUGGCUCACAAGAAGACACUGAACAUCCCGGGGAUUCAAGCAGAAACAGCCUGAGAUCACAGGGAGACAUCAGGAGUUCAGGGAAAGAGGACAGGAAGCUGAUGAGCAAACAGCAAAGCCAAAGAUUUUAAUCUUUUUUUUUUAUAAAUAAAUCACAGCCUCAGGGAUUAAAAUGAUCACAACAAGAAUCCUAACAAAAAAAUUAUACAAUCUACUUGAAUUUUUUUAAUUUUAUCACUUAUUUUGAAAGUAAACUCUAUGUAUUUAAUCAGUAUUAUAAAUAAAUAAAAAUCACUACAAACAUCU
Messenger RNA from Tachysurus fulvidraco (yellow catfish), 1905 nucleotides. RefSeq names its product N-acyl-aromatic-L-amino acid amidohydrolase (carboxylate-forming) B-like. The transcript is spliced from 7 exons. Lineage: Eukaryota; Metazoa; Chordata; Actinopteri; Siluriformes; Bagridae. The record is from RefSeq and is a predicted model, not a curated record. Gene Ontology annotation, molecular function: aminoacylase activity; hydrolase activity, acting on ester bonds. Bases 709 to 1653 code for a protein of 314 amino acids.